Molecule: messenger RNA, 874 nt
Organism: Mercenaria mercenaria
Lineage: Eukaryota; Metazoa; Mollusca; Bivalvia; Venerida; Veneridae
Product: dnaJ homolog subfamily A member 1-like
Exons: 6
Coding region: 131-874 (247 amino acids)
Biological process (GO): protein refolding
Cellular component (GO): cytosol; cytoplasm
Molecular function (GO): Hsp70 protein binding
Source: RefSeq, a predicted model, not a curated record
ACAACUAAUUUGCAUGUUCUGACGAACGUCUGGAAAGUUCGCACGUUAUACAGAAAAUACAGAAAGUAAAACGAAGAUACAGGUUCACGUGAAAGAAAACAAUUUUAAUAGUUAAACAAAGGAUUGAAAGAUGGUGAAGGAGACUGGUUACUAUGAUAUUCUGGGUGUUAAACCUAACGCCACUCCAGAUGAGAUCAAGAAAGCCUACAGAAAAAUGGCAUUGAAAUACCAUCCAGACAAAAACCCAGAGGAUCCAGAAAAGUUCAAGCAUAUAAGUCAAGCCUAUGAGGUUCUGUCGGAUGCAAAGAAAAGAGAGACCUAUGACAAGGGUGGUGAAGAAGCUAUCAAAGGUGGGGGAGCUGGGGGCGGUUUUGACUUCCAUUCACCAAUGGAUAUAUUCGAUAUGUUCUUUGGUGGUGGUGGACGGAGCAGACAGCGGGGCCCACAGAAGGGUAAAGAUGUUAUACACCAGUUACGAGUGUCGCUAGAAGAUUUGUAUAACGGUACAACAAGGAAAUUGUCCCUGAAGAAAAAAGUUAUCUGUGCCAAAUGUGAUGGUAAAGGCGGGAAGGAAGGCGCUGUCGAAAAAUGUUCAAACUGUAAAGGUACCGGUAUGCAAGUACACAUAAGACAGCUCGGGCCAGGGAUGGUUCAACAGAUGCAGUCAGUGUGCUCGGAGUGUUCUGGAAAAGGGGAGCAAAUUAAUCCAAAACUAAGAUGUAAGACAUGUCUCGGAAAAAAAGUGGUGGAUGAUCACAAAAUAUUAGAGGUCCAUGUCGACAAAGGUAUGAAGGAUGGGGAAAAUAUCGCGUUCCAUGUGCGACAUAGAAACAAUGGAAUGAAAUGCGUUCCAAACAUGACAAAGAAACCAUGA